AACUCCGCUAGGGUUUCCAAAUCAAAGGAACAGAGCAACAGCAGCAAACAUGGUUCUCAAGACGGAGCUUUGCCGAUUUAGUGGUGCCAAGAUAUACCCUGGGAAAGGCAUAAGAUUUGUGCGUUCUGAUUCUCAGGUCUUCCUCUUUUCGAAUUCAAAAUGCAAGAGAUACUUCCACAACCGUCUGAAGCCAUCAAAACUUACGUGGACAGCCAUGUAUAGGAAGCAACAUAAGAAGGACAUCGCCCAAGAGGCUGUUAAGAAGAGGAGACGUGCUACCAAGAAGCCUUACUCCCGAUCAAUUGUCGGUGCCACUUUAGAGGUUAUCCAGAAGAAGAGGAGUGAGAAACCUGAAGUCCGUGAUGCUGCCAGGGAAGCUGCACUCAGAGAAAUCAAGGAAAGAAUCAAGAAAACUAAGGAUGAAAAGAAGGCAAAGAAAGCUGAAGUAGCGUCAAAGCAACAGAAGACACAGGGAAAGGGUAAUGUUCCAAAGGUUGGCGCACCUAAAGGUCCCAAGCUCGGUGGCGGUGGCGGAAAGCGUUGAGUUGCUAAGUUAUUAUCUGUUUUUCCUCUGGCCGGAGAAAUAGGGUUAGCAUCAUGUUAAUUUUGAAGUCAAUUUAUGGAUUUAAUGGCAUUGGUGGCCAUAAUGUUUUUGCAUUUAUGAUUUUGGUAUGCUAUGAACUCGGUGUUAAAGUUGAGUGUUCAAGUGAUUUUAGAUUUUGUUUUCGUUUCA
Molecule: messenger RNA, 733 nt
Organism: Hibiscus syriacus
Lineage: Eukaryota; Viridiplantae; Streptophyta; Magnoliopsida; Malvales; Malvaceae
Product: 60S ribosomal protein L24-like
Exons: 5
Coding region: 50-544 (164 amino acids)
Biological process (GO): cytoplasmic translation
Cellular component (GO): cytosolic large ribosomal subunit
Molecular function (GO): mRNA binding; structural constituent of ribosome
Source: RefSeq, a predicted model, not a curated record